ACUUCGAAUGAAAUAGAGAGUGAGUUAUUAGACCACUCCUCUCUCAGCCGCAGCUAUUACUAGUUACUUUUUUUUUGUUAGGUAUCACAGCAAGCCGGUUCUCUUUCUCAUUAUCUAGGGUUUGAAAUCUCAGGAUACACACAAGGAUAAAGGAUUAACCAUGGACGAUGUUAGGGCCAGCUCUGCUUGGGUCGCCAGUCACUCUUCUCAUGUCGUUGUCGACUCUUCAGGGAUAGAAAAAGUGGUGCAGACAAUCGAUUCGAUUCCGAAAGUGAAAUGGGAUUUUGAAGGAAUUCACUAUUUUGAUAAUGGGCCUCUCACCGUCCAGUAUCUCUUGGUGUUGGACGCUUUGAAUUUCUGCUUUUGGCCUGAUGCUGAUUUAAAUUAUGAUAAUUUGGCUUCGGGGCUGAAGGAAGCUCUACUGAAUGACAAAUCAGCUUUUGAUGCAGAUCGCUUGCAGAGUUACACUGGUCCUCAAUUACGAGCGCUGUUAAAAUGGCCGAGGCCACUCCCCUUGGAGGAUGAACGCAUUCGGUUGCUGCAUGAGGUUGGAUUUGAACUGGAGAGAAGCUUUGGUGGCAAAGCAUCUAAUCUUGUGGAGUCUAGUGGAAAAUCUGCUGUUAAACUUGUAACUCUUGUUGCUAGUCACUUUCCUGGCUUUAGAGACCACUCACUCUACAAAGGACACCAGGUAUUCUUGUAUAAAAGAGCCCAGAUAUUUGCUGCAGAUUUAUGGGGUGCAUUCCAGGGUCAAGGAUAUGGAGAAUUCAAUGACAUUGGCUCUAUCACCAUAAUGGCAGAUUAUAUUGUUCCAGCUGUUCUACGACAGAUUGGUGUGCUCAAAUAUAGUUCAAUCCUUGCUAACAAAAUUGAGGCUGAUAGUGAAAUAGGUCCGGGCAGUGAGGAGGAAGUUGAACUGAGAGCUUGCUCUAUUCACGCCGUGGAAAAAAUGAGGGAGUUAAUCAGUAACAAAUCAGGAAAUCAGGUACUCAGCGUCGAGCUAGAUCUUUGGCUUUGGUCUGUUGGAGUUCAGGUUCCGUCCCUGAAACACCACCGAACACUUUCGAUAUAUUACUAAAAAUGCACAGUAAUAGGGUGCUCUGCCUUGUUGCCACAUGUUUCUUAAUUGCAAUUAGUGAGGAAACCAAUUGGCAUAAUUUAUGAUGAAGUAUAUGUUUAGGCGGUCUCAGUUUUUUCUGUAGCUUUUAACUACUAGUAUCAGUCAUGGUGUCUUUCUUUUGAACUAGGCUGAUGAUUGAGAAAGAAAACUUUCUUCACAUAAUAAUGUAAAAACAUUGUCAUUGAUACAGGGGUACUCUUGGUGAAUUAGGCCAAUUCUACUUGCA
Messenger RNA from Humulus lupulus (European hop), 1346 nucleotides. RefSeq lists its product as uncharacterized. Lineage: Eukaryota; Viridiplantae; Streptophyta; Magnoliopsida; Rosales; Cannabaceae. Bases 161 to 1078 code for a protein of 305 amino acids. The record is from RefSeq and is a predicted model, not a curated record. The transcript is spliced from 7 exons.